This is a messenger RNA of Soboliphyme baturini, 1497 nucleotides long. Lineage: Eukaryota; Metazoa; Nematoda; Enoplea; Dioctophymatida; Soboliphymatidae. The record is from the annotation of a GenBank genome assembly.
AUGGUUCUCGCUGAACUCGGACGGAAAAUCCGUAACGCCAUUGGCUCGCUGAGCCAGGCGACGGUAAUCAACGAAGAGGUUCUCAAUGCUAUGUUGAAGGAGGUCUGCACUGCGCUGCUCGAGGCCGAUGUUAAUAUCCGUCUAGUGAAACAGCUUAGGGAAAAUGUGAAAUCUCAAAUAAAUUUCGACGAAAUGGCAGCUGGCAUGAAUAAACGUCGUAUGAUUCAGAAGGCUGUUUUCCAGGAACUUAUUAAGCUCGUCGACCCGGACGUAAAACCCUGGCAGCCCGUCAAGGGAAAGCCAAAUAUCAUCAUGUUCGUUGGUUUGCAGGGAAGCGGCAAAACAACGACGUGUACGAAGAUGGCCUAUUUUUACCAGAAAAAGGGCUGGAAAACAUGCCUUAUCUGCGCGGACACGUUUCGAGCCGGGGCUUUCGAUCAACUGAAACAAAACGCCACGAAAGCUAGGAUACCGUUCUACGGCAGUUAUACGGAAAUGGAUCCGGUUGUGAUUGCAGCUGAGGGAGUGGAAAAGUUUAAAGAAGAGAACUUCGAGAUAAUCGUUGUCGACACCAGCGGUCGUCACAAACAGGAGGAGUCGCUUUUUGAGGAGAUGUUGCAAGUGUCCAAUGCUGUUCAACCUGACAACGUCGUUUUCGUCAUGGACGCCAGUAUCGGACAGGCUUGCGAAUCGCAGGCUCGCGCUUUCCAUGAAAAAGUCGACAUCGCCUCUGUCAUAGUUACCAAACUUGACGGUCAUGCGAAGGGUGGCGGCGCAUUAAGCGCUGUUGCAGCGACGCACAGCCCAAUAAUUUUUAUUGGUACCGGUGAGCAUAUCGAUGAUUUUGAGCCGUUCAAAGUGAAACCUUUUGUACAGAAACUGUUGGGUAUGGGAGACAUUGAAGGUUUGCUUGACAAGGUGAAUGAGCUGAAACUGGACGAGAACGAGGAGUUGAUAGAAAAGCUCAAACAUGGUCAGUUUACAUUAAGGGACAUGUACGAACAGUUUCAGAAUAUUAUGAAAAUGGGUCCGUUCAGUCAAAUCAUGAGCAUGAUUCCGGGUUUUGGUCAGGACUUCCUAAGUAAAGGAAACGAACAAGACUCGAUGAAGAGGUUGAAGCGGCUCAUGACGAUGAUGGACAGCAUGAACGACCACGAGCUGGACAGCUUGAAAGCCCACGACCUUUUUCAGAGACAGCCGGGAAGGAUCGCCCGUGUUGCUCACGGUUCUGGAACCUCGAUUGGUGAAGUUAAGGAACUACUGCAACAGUAUAAGAAAUUCGCUGAAAUGGUCAAGAAAAUGGGCAGCAUCAAAGGGUUAUUUAAAGGAGGUGACUUUUCUUCGAAGAGUGUCAACCCCGCUCAAAUGGCGAAAUUGAACCAGCAGAUGGCUAAAUUGAUGGACCCUCGAAUUCUACAGCAGAUGGGGGGUAUGUCAGGCUUGCAGCACGUCAUGAAGCAGUUGCAAGGUGCAGCUAGUCACAUGGGCAAAAGGUGA